AAUUUUGCGUCUAUAUCAGUUAAGAAAAUAUGGAACGCUACCCAGUCGUGAUUGACGAGCUUUAGAAGUGAAGACCAUUAGCGGUUCGGGAUAUCGUGGGAGCUUCACUUUUCUACUUCGCUUCCUCCAGCAUUUGUCGGGAACAAACUACGUAAUUUAUCGUACAAAAUUCCAUUAAGCCUAAAAAAUCGAGUAACCCUUCGCGUGCAUACUUAACCAUCAAAACGUUCUAACGUACUUUAAAGGGUACCAAAUUCACCUCUUCUGUAAUAUGAAUAUAAUACCGUGCUUCCUUGGAGUAGUGGUUCUCUUCUGCGUCGUAUCCUUUGAAUCGGUUGAUGGAAUAUUUUUCAUUUCAAUACCAAACUUCGAUACAAAUCUACGUGUGCAAAGUAAUCCUUUUUUGAAGUGGUGGAAUCUUUUGAACCGGAGGACAACCCCGAAGCCUUACACUAGUGUCAAAUCAUGCCCUGCUUGCACAUGUGGAAAACCUAACAUAAAUCGGCGUAUUGUUGGUGGACAGGAAACCCAAAAGAAUCAGUAUCCAUGGGUGGGGAUGCUUUACCAUUCGAAUCGGUACUACUGCGGACUGAGUCUAAUCAACGAUCGAUAUGCAUUAACUGCGUGCCAUUGUGUUAAUGGAUUCAGACGAGAAUCAAUGACUGUGCGGUUCCUUCAGCAUAACCGAAACAUUAAGGAUUCGGAGAUAAUUGAAAGACUGGUUUCCAAGGUGAUUCAGCAUCCAAGCUACGUUGCCAGGACCUUCGAAAGUGACAUUGCUCUUUUGCGUCUAAGCUCCCCCAUCAUAUUCAACGAGUUGAUCCAUCCUGUUUGCCUGCCAGAGGCGAAUGAAUCUUUCAUUGGACAAAAUGGGAUAGUAAUGGGAUGGGGAGCCUUAUCGGAAAUCGGCCCGGUUGCAAACACGCUGCAGGAAGUCCUAGUGCCAAUCAUAGAUAACGCCCAAUGCAAACGAUAUUUCCCAUUCGAAGUGAUCAGUUCGAAUAUGUUUUGCGCCGGUUAUAAGAUGGGCCUCAAGGAUGCAUGCCAGGGAGAUAGUGGUGGCCCAUUGCAUGUGGUUAACAACGGACAGUAUCAGAUUGCAGGCUUGGUGUCAUGGGGUGAUGGCUGCGCAAGACCGAACAAACCAGGAGUGUACACCAAAGUUAACAAUUUUCUGCCAUGGAUUAAAUCCUACACUACAGACGCUUGCUAUUGUUAAAGGAACCCACCGAACCAUGUAAUAAUGUGUUAUGUCCUUUCAGUCUCACGAUACUAAAGAUUGCUUGCUCCUUGCAAAAAUAAAGUCAAUGAAUGCAUU
Molecule: messenger RNA, 1318 nt
Organism: Hermetia illucens (black soldier fly)
Lineage: Eukaryota; Metazoa; Arthropoda; Insecta; Diptera; Stratiomyidae
Product: trypsin-1-like
Exons: 7
Coding region: 272-1219 (315 amino acids)
Biological process (GO): proteolysis
Molecular function (GO): serine-type endopeptidase activity
Source: RefSeq, a predicted model, not a curated record